Molecule: messenger RNA, 811 nt
Organism: Vigna radiata var. radiata (mung bean)
Lineage: Eukaryota; Viridiplantae; Streptophyta; Magnoliopsida; Fabales; Fabaceae
Exons: 2
Source: RefSeq, a predicted model, not a curated record
UAAUACUCCACUGUUUUGCUUUGUUGUUGGCUGUUUGGACAUUUUGGUGGCUGGAAUUGCUCCCUGGANGUUGCUACACCCUCUCAAUACUCUUAAGCAAGGAAUCAACACUUCAAAUCAAUGCUUUGAGGGACUAAACCGUGGCUGUCCAGAGCCUUGUGCAAGUAGACAUUUCAUCAAACAGCAACAAUGCUAUUGGAGGUCUUCAACAAGUUCCAGCCGUGCUUCAUUUCAUGGUGAUAGCCCCCAUGGAAGUCCUUCUAGCAAGUUUGAUGUGAUGAAGGCCUUCCAACAAAUGCAACAACAACUUGAUGCCAUGAGCAAGCGGUUAGACUCGGAAACAAAGGCAAAAGGAAAGCAAACAUAUGAGCAUGAGCAUGGUUCUUCCAAGAAGAAGCAAGAAGCUAGAACUGUAAAUGUAUACCUUCCCUCGCCAAAGAUGCAUCAAGAAGAUAAAGCUAUGGACCAAGGCCUUGCACUACAAAAGUUGAACUUGCCUACUUUCACAGGGGAAGCCGAGCCGUCUAUUUUUUUAGAUUGGAUAGCUAAAGUAGAGGACAUUUUUGACUUGUAUAGUAUAGAAGGGCAUUUGCGUGUAAAGUUUGUUUGUUUAGCUUUAGAGGGACACGCCAAACAAUGGCUACGUAGGAGAAACUUAACCAUGGCCUCACCCGCGAGUACAUGGGAACAUUUCAGGGACAUUUUGUACGAACGUUUCGUACCUCCAUACUACCAUAGGGAUCUCUUGAUUAAGCUCCAACGGCUUACUCAAGAUAGACGAAGUGUGGAGNANUAUGCUCGCGAGCUCGAA